GGGGGGCGCUAUUUGACCUUUUGGAGACGAGCGGGAAUCUAAAAUGGGGAACGUUUCGACCACUCGCAGGAAAAGCGGGAGCAAGGAGCUCGAGAAAUACUGCAAGCCUACGGGCCUGUACGAAACAUGCCCGUGGGAAGAGCGGGUAGUUCGCCGCUGGAUCAUGGACGGCCAGGUCGCCCCGCGCUACCCCGGCGCGGACGCUCCCAGCUUCGGCCCGGGAAAGGAAGCAUCUGGCAGCGGUGGCGGCGGCUUAGGCAGCGCGAGCGUGAGCGCGGGCGGCGUGAUUGGCUACGAGUCAACGGUUAGGGCGACCUUCGGGCCUGGAGCGGUGGGCACGGGGCGGAGCGGUGGAGUCGGAGCAGCGGCAGCGGGAGGAGGAGGGGGAGGGGGCGGGGGGCAGCGGGCGCAAGAGCAGCAGCAGCAGACGGAGGAGUGCCCCAUCUGCUUCAUGCACUACCACGGGGUGAAUCGAACCACCUGCUGCGCGAAGCCGCUGUGCACGGAGUGCUACCUGCAGGUGAGGCCACCCCGGUCUUCCGUGGUUUGCCCGUUUUGCAACUGCACCAAGUUCUCGGUCGAGUACCUCGGGCCUCCCAGCAAGGAGGAUCACGACAAGCGCAUGGCCGAAGAACAACGCACGAUCGAGGCCCGCAUCCACGCGGAGCAGGAGGAGCUGAUGCGGCAGGUUACGGAGAGGAACGCCAGGGAGACGAGCGCCGCCGCCGCGGCCGCCGCCGCCGCCGCAGAUGCCGCCGCAGAUGCCGCCGCCGCUACUGCUGGGGCGGGGUCGUCAUCGUCCGUUUCGUCGCCCUCCUUCGCGACGGUGGCGGAGCGCCGGAUGACCGAGGACCAGAUCCGGAAGCAGCACGUGCCUCCCGCGACGGCCGCCGCCGCGGCGGCGAUGGCGGCGAGCAUCGGCAGGCAGUCCUCGAUGGGGGCGGCGGCGGGGGCGAGGACUGCCGGGGGACGGGUCGCUCCCGGGUCGCUGAAGCACGCGCUGGCGGUGUCGGCGGCAGCUGGUCGCCACCACCACAACCGCAGGGGUUCUCGCAUUGGCCCCGGGAGGCGUCGGUCUUACUUGGAGGGGGCCGGCGGCAACGACGGCGGAAACGAAUUUCACGCGGACGGUGUCGGCGAGGGCGAGAUCCAGCAGGUGGAGGACCUUAUGCUUGUGGAGGCCCUCCGCUUGUCCGUCCUAGAGGAGCAGGCCAGGAGAGAGCGGUCUGGGGACCUGAUGAGAGCUGCGACCGCUGCCUCCGCUUCUGCCAGCACGACUUCUGCCGCCGCCGCCGCCGCCGCUGUAUCUGCAAGGCGAUCUUCUCCCACUGGGCAGGGCACGACCGCUGAGGAAGCCUCUCUUGGAGCCCGUCUCUCCUCUCCUUACCGGGAUCGCCUACAGCAGCCGUCGUCGGAUGCCGCCGCCGCAGGCGCCGCAGGCGCCGCUGCAUCGGCUUCCCCUUUUGCGGCGGGUUAUUCCAGCGGCGGUGCUGGUUCAGGGGCAGCGGGGGGGGCUGGCCCAGCUUCUUCUUUCUCCGCUGGAGGAGGAGACAGCGGCGGCGGGCCGCUGAGCUUCUUCUCGACCGGCAGCUGGUGGGAUCCCGAGGCGCAGGGAAGCGGCAGCGCGACGCGCGAAGUAGGAGGUGCUGGUUCAGGGGCGGCCGCGGGAGAGGGGGCUUCUGCUGCUUCUGCUGCUUCUGCUGCUUCUGCUGCUGCUGCUGCUGCGGGACCAGAACACACCGGCCCAGCAACGGCGGCGGCGGCGGCGGCAGCCGGGCAAGGGAACAAAACGGAAGGUGAGAAGAAGCACGGGCGGGCGGGCUGGGGAGACUGCACGGGGGCGGCGGCGGCGGCGGGGGGGGGGGGGGGGGGGGUGGCGCCUCCAGUCGUGAAUGAGGGCAAGGGGGAGGCGCCUGCGGGGGUUGCUGCCAGGAUGGCGUUUUAUCGAGGGAGCGCCGCCAAAUCAGGGAUCGGCGGCUCCGCCGCAAUGAGUGGCGGCGGCAGCGGCGGCGGCGGCGUGGCAAGGGCAGGGGAAGAAGUUUACCCGUCGGAGAUCCCUGAGUCGGAGGAAGAGCAGCUGAUGCUCGCGAUCGCGCUGAGCUUGCGGACGAGCGGGGGGGGCGCUGAAGAUGGGGCGGCAGCGGCGGAGGCGGCAGCAGGAGCCUCCGGGCAAACAACAGCGAGCGUCGAGAAGACGGGUGCUGCCGCCGGCGUGCCUGACGAUGCGAGGCAGCAGAGUGCCUUCGGCGCGGGCUGGUCGGCGACGGGCGGCGGUGCUGGUAUAGGCGGGGCGGCGGGGUAUCUGGGAACGUCGGAGGAACUCUUGCGGUGGGUGAUGAGCGAGAAGAAGAUGGCCGCGGCGCAGGGUGGUGCCGAAGAAGAGCCUGUCCCCAACUCGAAGCUUCCGCCACCUCCGUCCGAUCCCUCGGCCCCGGAGUUGACCGGUGUGGGCAGUGUGGCGGUGCCCGGUACCACCGCCGAAGCGACCGCAGGCGCGGCGGCGGCGGAGGGAGAGGAGAAGGAAGACGAGCUGCGGGGUAAGCCUCCAGCUCCUGCCGCGGUGAGCGCCGGCGGCAGCGUGUCUGUGCCCUCGCGAACUGUUGUGGCCGAGGGAGAUGCCCUUGCCGUGACGCUGCCGCCCGCGGAAGGAGGAGGGGCGGGAGUGGCGGUCCCCGCAGCCGUCGUUGUCUGUAGCAGCACCCAAGCUACGGACGCCGCUUCUGCCUCCCCUGUUGCUGAUACUUUUGCUGCUGCUGCUGGCGCUGCUGGCGCUGCUGGCGCUGCUGCUGCUGCUGCUGCUGCCUUCGUUGCCGUUGAAGAAGGCGGGGGUGUGCUUCCUGAACGAUCGCCACCGGCGGCGGCGACGGGAGGCGCUCCCGGUGUCGGAGCGGCGGCCGUCAUAACAACGUCGAGUGCCGCUUCUUCUCCCGCAGACGAAACGGCGGAGGAGGAGGAGGAGGGCUCGAGGUUGUCGCCGCUGCCUUUGACCGUCCCUGAUGCCGCGGCGGCCACGUCCAUCGCUUCGCCCGGUGGUGUGGUCGGACCCAGCCAGGAUGGCGGCGAAACGAGUUGCGAGGGCGGCGGCGGCGGCGGCGGCGACGCCGACGAGGAAAGCCCCGCCACUCCCCCCGGUGUGACGGAGACUGUCGCGAGGGCCCCGGCGGCGGCGGUAGUCGCAGAAGGGGAAACCGCAACAGAGGAAGCAGGUGAGGCUGUGGGACGGCCCGUGGGCGGUGAUGAUGGCGGCGGCGGCGGCGGCGGCGCCUCAACGCCGCCGGUGGAAGCCGGACCCGUUACUUCUUCGGCGGUGGUGCCGGCACCGCCGUCUUCCUCCGUGGGCGAUAGCGUCCGCUGCUGCUCGCCGGUUGGUGCCGCUACCACCGCCUCCGGUGCCGUCGCGCAAGAGGGCGUGCGGGGGCAGGACAGCGGCGUCGGCGGAGGCGUCGGCGGCGUCGGCGGUGUCCCCGAGGAGGAGGGUGCCACGGCCGAGGUUGGCGAAGACGGCGGCGGCAAGCUCGCCGUCGUUUGCGGCGAGGCCGCCCCCGAGGCGCUGUCGUUGACACCGUGGACGACACCGGCGCCGAAAGUAGCGCUGGAAGGGUCCUCCUCCUCCUCCUCGCCGCAACCCCCCCCGCUCCCGCCUCGUCCCGACGUCAUUACCGACGUGCAUGGCGCCGCGGGUGGGGAAUCGGAGCCCGAAUCCGUACCGCCUGCAGUCACGGAACAGCAGUCAGUCUGCGGUGCGGAUGGUGAUGGUGUUGCCGGGGCAGGGACGAAGGAGCUAGCGACGGGAGAGCACGGCGGAGGAGAAGGUAUUGUCGGGGCCGGCAGCAGCGCUGAUGACGGCAGCAUCGUUGCCGACAAUCCCACAGCAGCGGCAAGAGCAACGGCAGCAGAGGAAGCGCGGGCGGAAAGCGCUACCGUGACCGUGGUGCCCGCGGCGGCGGCGGGGGCGGUUGCGGUGAUGGAGGAUGCGAUUGGCGAGGCUGACGAAGGCGGUGGUGUUGUGGUCGUCAGCGAUGCCGCCGAGGUGCCGCUUUCUAUUCAUGAGGUGUUGGCCCCUGCUGCUCAGGAGAUGUCGGCUCCUGCUGCUCAGGAGGUGCCGGUUCCUGCUGCUCAUGAGGUGUCGGCUCCUGCUGCUCAUGAGGUGCCGCCUCCUUCUCAUGAGGCGUCGGCUCCUGCUGCUCAUGAAGUGUCGGCUCCUGCUGCUAGUGAGGUACCUCCUCCCGCUGCUGAUGAGGUGCUGCCGACCCCUGCUGACGACGAGGUACCCCCCCCUGGCGCUGAUGAGGUACCGCCCCCGGCUGCCGAGGCCCCCCCUGUGGUGCCGGAGGAAGCGACCUGCCCGGCGGGGAACGUUGAUGCGUUGUUGGCGGGACAGGCCAGCGACGGAGGUUCUCAGGCGGUGGCGGUGGCGGCGGCGGCGGCGGGCGGCGCGGAAGGUGUUGCUCCACCCGCGACCUUGGCGGCGUCUGGUGGGGGAGAACCCGACGAAGUGGGCAAGAGGGAAGGUCAGGAAUCCGCCCCGUAGCACCUCGCGGCCAGAUGAGCGACAUGCUUUCACCUACAACAAUCGAUUUUGGACUUGUGCUGUUCGCGCUGGAUGUUUUUGGGGUGGGUGGGGCGUGUGGUACGGUUUUGGCUCGCUCUCGGUGUGUGCUCACGUACGUACGCACGUUCAGCUCGGCGGCGCUGUUUAAACGGUAAUGCCCGAAUAAAUCGAGGAUUGAAAGGUUCCACCGCCGGAGAUAAUGCGGCUGUUUUGUUUUCGCUUGCUGGUCUGCUGGUGCUGGUGCUGGUGCUGCCGCUGCUGCUGAGGUGGCAGCGCGCGUGCGCAGCCAGCUGGCUAGCUGGCCGGCUAGAUGAUUUUUCUCGUGGACUGAUAUUUUCCUCGGAGUUGGCGCGUGUGGGGCGAGGAGGGGACCGGCUGUUCGGUGUUGUUUCGCCUUGUUUCUGUCGUCCUUUCGACAACGGAGGGACGUAUGUCUCACUCCCUUUCUGCCCCGUCCGUGUCAUUUCAAGGCCUUUGUGUGUGCUGGGUUGGCUCACUUGAGCGCAUCUCGUACUAAACUACUAUGGUAAAGCAUAGGUUCUUGUUGGGUUGGCUUCCCACAAGCAACCGGAUGGCGUUAUUUCCAUGUUGUGCGUGUGUUGUGGGGUUGAAAGAAAAAGCACCACCGUCUCUUUUGGGCCGGGUGCUGGGAAAGGGCGAGUCAUGGGGGAAAAGUAUUUCUUUUCACCGGACACAUGUGUAGUUUGCGGUAGAUCUCGUCUAUGAUUUCGAGUUGUCGGCGACCCCCCUCGUCAGUGGAUAUGGUUCGAAUCGCGCCUCGUUUUUUUUUUUUAGGAUGCAGCUUCGUUCGUAGGGUUGAUUUUGAGAUGCAGCUUGGUAUGCAUGAAUUGAUUUUGAAAUGCAGCGUUGUAUGCAUAAGUUGCUGAUGAUGUGCAGCUUGGUGCACACGCUGGUUCAAGAUGUAGCUUUGUGUGUGCACAAGUUGGUUCAAGAUUCAACUUCUCCGUAGAUAUGAAGCUGUGCUCUUAGUUCGUGGUGCUCUUGAGGGUUGCCGCCGGGGGGCGUGGGUUUUCGUCAUCUUGUGGCUUCGGGCAGGGGUGGUGGGUGGCGGUGAUCGUAUGAAGCCGCUGCCACGCGCCUGUGGAUUCGAUUGUGUCUUGUCUCUUACCUGAAGUAGUAAUGUUUCGGCGUGUCUGCCUUCCUUGUUGUUGGUAGGGUCGGGGUUGGCAGGGGUUCACGACUCAAGUAAUGUUUUCCGGAUCACCCACCCCUGCCCUUCUCGCCACAACGUUGUAAAUAGGGUUUUUCUGAUGGUUUUUCUGAUGCAUGUAUGUAAGUCUCAAAAUCCAAAUAUUUUCUAGUUCAGUGCUGCACGGCUGAAAAUAAAAAAAAGUAGGCGGAGGAACAAAAAAUAUCGUU
Molecule: messenger RNA, 5932 nt
Organism: Ectocarpus sp. CCAP 1310/34
Lineage: Eukaryota; Phaeophyceae; Ectocarpales; Ectocarpaceae
Source: the annotation of a GenBank genome assembly